This is a messenger RNA of Elaeis guineensis (African oil palm), 655 nucleotides long. NCBI's taxonomy places the organism in Eukaryota, Viridiplantae, Streptophyta, Magnoliopsida, Arecales, Arecaceae. The record is from RefSeq and is a predicted model, not a curated record.
UGGGCAGGGCCUAUGAUCAACAUACUUCCCACAGUUGCACCCCCUCGACCUGCAUUCCAAGCGCCCUCUGCUCCGGGCACUCCAUGGGUGGCUGUGCAAGCAAACCCAACGCUCAGGAAGGCCCCAACCCUGAGGCCCUUCCAGCUGAGAACCCAGCUGUCCCCGAGCAGACCGCGACCCCUGUUGAAGGUGAUGCUGCAGCUGAGGCCAAGACUGAAAAUGCUGAGGAGAGCAAGGAGGAACCAUUGGCCGAUGUCUCUGAGCCCAAACCGGAGGAAUCCACUGCUGCUGCAGGUGAGGAGCUAGCUCCCGGGAAUAGCGAGCUGAAGGCAGAGGCAUCCGUUGAGUCUUCAGAGCCAAAGGAAGCGGAGAAGGCGGAGGACGACAAGGUCGCUGAGAAGGCUGAAGAGGUUGUUGCUGAAAAGACGGAGGAGGAGGCCGAAGCCGGCGAGCACCCAUUGGAGAGCUCGAAUUGAGGGGGAGCAUUGUGAUAUGCAUUUGAGGAAGUAUCCAAUAAUGUUGCGAUUUGAGAAAAGAAGUAUGAGAUCCUAAAUUGUAUACCUUUUCAUUGCUGAAUUCUAAUUGUGGGGUAUGUUCGAUAUUUCAGGUUGGUUUAACCUUUAUAUAAAAUUUAAUCAAUAGUAGUCUUAUAUAA